Messenger RNA from Aspergillus novofumigatus IBT 16806, 656 nucleotides. RefSeq lists its product as uncharacterized. Lineage: Eukaryota; Fungi; Ascomycota; Eurotiomycetes; Eurotiales; Aspergillaceae. The record is from RefSeq and is a predicted model, not a curated record. The transcript has a single exon. Bases 54 to 320 code for a protein of 88 amino acids.
UGAGCUGCUGUGAUACUCGCAGUGUGCACUUGCACUAGGUACUAGACUGGAUAAUGGGCAUGCCUGCGGAGUUUAGCAACUUCAGAACACUGGAGAUCUUCAAACGUGGGCCGCCUACUUCUGGUAAUCAUCUCCACAGAGCUCAUAUCUUGAUCAAAUUAGUUUUUGUCCUUUUCAUGGUUGGUGGAGCCGGAUCAAGGCGGAUCCAAAUAUUGAACGUCUCGCCUCCACCGUCGCGGUUUCUUCGGUCAACGCUCGGCAUGCAAAAAUUAGACUCUCCCAAGGGGAGAAAUGGUUACUCCAUGUUCAUGGUCAUAUAAAAUUCACAAAUUUUUGAAAAGACCCGUGGCCACUGCUUAUCGCAUGACUGAACUUUUGAGUGUUGCCACGAUGUCUUCUGAUACUAUUGGAUUUUAGGAGAGCAAUGGGGCAAUCUCGUAUUGGCAUUCGAUGGUAUCCACGGGGAUCCCCCGCGAUUUUCUCCAGGUGCGAACAGACGGGGCACGAAAGUGGCAAGCUAACUUUAACAGUAAGAUGGUUCCGAAUCUUCCCUCCCAGCAAAAUACGGUAGUCAAAUGCCGGCCAGGACACUCGGGGCGAUCCAUUUUAAUGUUCUUGUAUCCGUACCUGCUGCUCGUAUUAUUAGAGGAAGACUU